GCUCCCCGACGGCUGACUCUGCCCGGGCCGCAGCCCCCGGCUCCCUCAGCCCCCGACUCCACUGAGAUGUUUCUCUCCAGACCGAGGGCCACGAACAGGAAGCCGGGCCCGCUGCCCACCUGCCCCAACGUCCUCACCCCUGACCAGAUCCCCAAGUUUUUCAUCCCCCCCAAACUCUCCACCCUGUAUGGCAGAGCCCCGGGUGGGAGCCCUGGUUCCCAGCAGAGCCCCCCAGGGACUGGGAGCCUGGAGACACACAGAGCCCUGAUCAGAGCUGCCAAUCGGCGUGUUGCCCACGGGCAGAGCCUGCACCAGGACCCCGUGGCCAGGGCAGAGGGUGAGGCUGGCCAGCAGCUCCCUCCCACCUGCUCCAUGCCCCACCUUGUCAACCCAGGGGGCUUCCCCCUCCUGCCCGAGAGCCCCCACACACGCCGAAGGGAGUCCCUCUUUCACAGCACGUGCCCACCCCACCGCAUCUCCCUUGACCUCUCCCCCGAGCCUGGCGCCAGGCUCCUGCCCCCAGAGCUGCGGCCCUGGCGGGCCAUCUCCCAGCCCGACGCCUUGGACAGUGACACAGCCUCCUCUGCAGGUUCCUCGCCCUUCAGCUCUCCGGUGCUGGGGCACCCGCUGGCCUGCCAGGCCCACUGGGGCCGGCCCCUCUGCAGCCGCGCCCUGGAUGCCCAAGUGGGGGGCCGGGCCAGCUCACUGUCUGCUGAGGAAGCCAGCUCUAUGGAGGACAGCCCCAGCUUCCCACGCCGACAGACCGAGCCCAGCUGGGGGGCAGCGGCCAGGUUGGCUCCCCUACCCUUCUCCCACUUGGAUUUCAUCUGCCGCCCUGCACGGGUGGCCCAGGAGAACACAGUGGCGCUGAGCCACGGCGGGUGCCUGCGCCUCUCCUCCGAGUACGUCCCGGCCAGCUGGUGCCUGCACGUCCGGCUGGUCAGCGCCGAGGGGCUCUACCCGCGGCCCUGCGACCCCCAGCGCAUUGGCUGCUGCGUGGCCCUGCAGCUGCGACCGGGCAAGGCGCAGAAGCAGCGCAGCGCCGUGGUCAAGAGGAGCCGGAGCCCCAUCUUCAAUGAGGACUUCUUCUUCGAGGGCGUGGCACCCCACGAGCUGCCCACCCGCCGCCUCCGGCUCAAGGCGCUCAACAAGGGCUGCGGCGUGAGGCGGGACACCGUGCUGGGCAAGGCCGAGGUCCCGCUGCCUGCCCUGCUGCCACCCUAGGGCCUGGUGGCGCUUGCUCCUAGCGGGGGCCUGGGAGGAGGGAGAAUCAGAGAGCCAAGUUUCGGGGUGCUGGAGGACCUAUGGGUACUGCCCAGCAACUUCCCCACCCGGCCCCUGAAAUGACUGGGCUGCCCCAGCCCCGGAUGGACAAGGGCUCGGCGCCCCCAUGACCUGGCCCACCAGGUGUGGGAGCGCUCGGCAGGGGUGA
Messenger RNA from Gopherus flavomarginatus (Mexican gopher tortoise), 1432 nucleotides. It is a transcript of the gene C2CD4D, whose product is annotated as C2 calcium dependent domain containing 4D. Lineage: Eukaryota; Metazoa; Chordata; Testudines; Testudinidae. The transcript has a single exon. Bases 67 to 1224 code for a protein of 385 amino acids. The record is from RefSeq and is a predicted model, not a curated record.